Molecule: messenger RNA, 4332 nt
Organism: Drechmeria coniospora
Lineage: Eukaryota; Fungi; Ascomycota; Sordariomycetes; Hypocreales; Ophiocordycipitaceae
Product: vesicular transport protein
Exons: 6
Coding region: 1-4332 (1443 amino acids)
Biological process (GO): endoplasmic reticulum tubular network organization
Cellular component (GO): endoplasmic reticulum tubular network
Source: RefSeq, a predicted model, not a curated record
AUGUUCCAAAGAAUCCGGGGUGCCAUCGACAGGACCAUCGCGGAGGAGCAGGCUCGGCAGCAGAGGAUCGACAGCGCGACACCCUCUCGGUCCGCGUCGACCUCGUCGCGAACCAGCACCGCCGCCGGCAGGGGCAGGCGUCCGCGCCGGAAACACCCCGUGGAGAUUCUCGACUCGUCGGUGCCGAACCCCGAUCCUGCCGUCUUCGAGGCCGCCUUCGUCAUCGACGAUAGCGAUGAGCCGAGCCGCGCCGGCACGCCGAGGGUGCCCUCCCAGGAGAGGGCGGACAAGGUUGGCGGCGCGGCGGUCGUGCCGGUGAUUGCGAUAAACGGGGAAAGGGAGCAGAAGCGGCAGGUGAAGGAGACGGACGGAGCCGACGAGAAGACGCGAGAGGAUGGCGACGACGUCGCCGUCGCAACGUCGACCGAGACGGAGCCUGCACCUGCCAACGAGCAGAGCCCCGAGAUUGCGAAUCGCCUCCGCAAGCUCGAGAAACUCGAGGCCACCUACCCCGAGCUGCUGCGCUCCUACCGAGUGGCCCACAAGCGAGCAACGGCCAUCGAGCCCUUUGAAAAAGCCUUGCGAGAAAACACGCCCCUCACGUCCAUCGGCGACCCGAACGCACUCGUCGAGUAUCUGAACCAGAUGAAUCUGCGCAGCGAGAUGGUCAUGGCCGAACUUAAGAAGGUCUCGGCCGAAAAGGACGAGCUCAUGAGCAAACACGACGAGACCCAAGAAAGGUUGAAGCAGGUCCAGCAGGAACUCGAUGCUCUCGUGGCCGAGAAGCAGAGGGCCAAGUCGAGCGCAGCCUCCAGGAGAUCCAAAGUCAAGGCAGCGACAGCCACCGAUCCGUCCGAUGCCAAGGGUCCCGACGACCGAUCCGACGCGGAGGAAUGCGUCGAGUCGCAGAAUGCGUCCUCGUCCAAAGGUUCCGCACGAUCGCGACUCGACGAACGUGACAAGGAGGUUGCAAUGCUCCGAGAGCGGCUGGAAACAACCCAGGCUCAGCUGACGGACCUCGAGGACCAGGCGAAGAAGCAGGACGAGGUAAGCGCAGCCGUUCGUGUGGAGUCCGGUGCGUCACUCGCAGCGUCUGACAAGAAGUUUGCCGAACCGCACGUUCAGCUUAGCAAGGCCAACGACGCCAAGACGGUGUCGAUGAAGAUUGUCGACGAUCUCAACACGCAGAUGAGCGUCCUGAAGCGAGAGAACGCCGAAGCGACGACGAAGAUGGAAGAGCUUGCGAAGAAACUCGAGAUUAUGCCGACGACGGCGACAGGCCAGCAACCUCCGGUGACGCCCGCUUCCUCGACGCCCGCCGCGCCCGGUGCUUCGAAAAAGAAGAACAAGAAAAAGAAGGGCAAGGGGGGCGCGGCCGCGACGGCGACGUCGGGUGCACAGGGUGCCAAGGGCGUGCCGGCGGCGGAACCAUUGGCGAGUCCCGGCAUCGUCGAAUCGGAGAGAGCCGCUUUGGAGGCGGAGAUUGCCAAGCUCAAGGACGAGGUUCGAGAAAAGGACGCUCGGAUCGAGGCAUUGUCGGUCAAGCGCAAGACGGAGGAGGACCUCCUCGAGGAAAUCGAGACACUGCGCGACAACCUCGUCGACAUCGGUCAGGAUCACGUGGCCGCCAAGGACAAAAUCAAGGACCUCGAAGCGGAGAAGCUGGCUCUGGAAGGGCAGAUUACCGAGCUCGAGAGGAUGAGCCCCUUGGUGCCGCACGAGGUCGCCGGCGACGAUGCGGCGGGCGACAUGCAAUCCCUGCAGGACGAGUACGACGAGCUCCAGGACAAGACGGCGGCGCUGCAAUCCGACCUCGGCGCGGCGCAGCAACUCGCGCAGAGCCGAUUCAGGGACCUCACAGAGCUGCGCGAGCUGCUCCAAAAGGCGCAGCCCGAGCUGAAGACGCUCCGGCAGGAGUCGGCCGAGCUCAAGACGGUCAAGGAGGUGCUCGGGGUCAAGGUCAAGCAGAUCAUGGAGGCGGAGAAGAGGGAGCAGGACCUGAAGCUCGAAACGUGCCGUCUGCAGCAGGUCGCGACGGAUCGCGAGACGGAAAUCAUCAACCUCCAGGAGAGGCUCAGGGCCGGGGGCACCGGCAAGCAGCAGGCCGAGGAGUCGAAGCGGACGGCGGAGCGCGGCCUGCGGCGCGCCGAGGCCGACAAGAUCGAGCUGAGCGCCAAGAUUGAAAAGGCGGAACGCGAGGUGCAAAAGAUGCAGGAGGAGUCGAGCAAGCUGCGGCCGCAGAUCAAGGAGCUCGAGGCGCAGCUGCACAGGAUGAAAAGGGAGAAGGUGGCGGCGCAGGAGGAGGCCGACUACAAGUCUCAACAGUACCUGACGGCGCAGGGGCUGCUCGGCAGCAUGCGGGACCAGACGACGGAGAUAUCGACGCAGCUCAAGGAGUCCAAGGAGCUCGCCGAGUCGCUCGAGGAGGAGCUCGCCGAGGUCCAACGGCUGCUGCAGGAGCGGACGAGGGAGGGCGAGACGAUGCGGCGGCUGCUCGCCGACGUCGACGAGCGGGCCGACCACAAGGUGCGGGAGAUGCGAGGGCGCAUGGAGGCGGCCGUCGAGGAGCGCGAGCGGCUCGAGGACGAGUCGAGCACGCUCGCGAGGAAAAGGUCCCGCGAGACGGAGGAGCUCAAGCAGAAGAUUCGCGAGCUCGAGCGGGAGGUGAAGACGCUCGGCAGCGAGCGAAACGACCUGGAGGAACGGCAGCGGGCGUGGAGGGAGCGCAAGUUGGAGCUCGAAGCCAUCGAAUCGCAGGCCGAGAGCGAGGGGAACGAGCUGCGCUCGGCCGUUGCCCAGCUGCGUUUGGCCCUCGACGCGUCGGAGAGCCAGCUGCAGGACAACGAGAAGCAGCGGGCCGAGCUGCGCAGGAUGCUCGGCGACUCGACGCAGCGCUACGACAGGAUUGCCAAGGACCUCAAGGCGGCCCAGGCCAAGCUCGUCUCGAGCUCCACCGUCUCGGGGGCGUCGACGCGCACGUCGACCGACUCGAGCCGCAGCGGCGCCGUCGGGGGCCACCCGGAGAUGCUGUAUCUGAAGACGAUCCUGCUGCAGUUCCUCGAGCAAAAGGACGGGCGACUCCGAACCCAGCUCGUGCCCGUCCUCGGGAAGCUGCUCAAGUUUGACAAGCACGCCGUGCUAUUUCGUGCUUCUCGUGCUUCUCGCCACCUUGCAAACUUCAUCCCCCCAGCCGCAGUUCAUCUCUGCUUGCCUCGCUCCGACAUCGACAAGGGCAUCCGUACCGCUGCCAUGGUGUCCUUUUGGCCCUGGAAGGGCAACACCUCUUCCACCGCCUCGUUCGAAAGGACGCUCUCGACGCUCGCCGUCCGAAUCGCCUCGUCCCAGACGCGCCUCGAUGGCCUGCGCUCCAGCCUCCGUCGUGCCAAGGUCCUGUCGACGCUCUACCUCGCCUUCACCUACACGGUCUACGCCAUCGUCCUGCUCCUCGCCGUCGGCUACCGAAACCUCGGUGCCUACGAGUGGACGGGCUUGGUCGGAGGGCCGGUGCUCAUAUACCUCAUCCGCACCCUCACGACGGUGUACUACAACUUUCGCAUCGAGAGCACCACCGCGAGGCUCAAGGAGUACCAGGAGGAGCGUGCCAAGACGAUACAGGAGCUCAAGGACGCGACAAGAUACGACUCGACCCUGCAGCUGAUCGAAAAGUACGGCGGUGAGGGCAAGGCCAAGAACGCGGCCCAGGGACCGCAGGACGGCCAGAGGACCAAGGGCCACGGCGCGCAGGCCAAGGGCACGGCGAAGCGAACGACGAUGCCCCCGCCGCCGACGGCCAACAUCCAACGCCCUGCUGCCGCCCCGGGAACCCCCGACGGGCCGCCGCCCCGGGGAUCGCCUUGCCCUCCGCGAAUCGACGACGGGCCGCCCCCGGGUGCCGAGUUUGCCCCCAACGCCGACGCGAGCUAUGCCAUUCCCCAGCUCGCGACCCCCCCCGGCGGUGAGGCCGAGACGCACUGGUACGACCGCAUCUUCGACGCGCUCCUUGGCGAGGACGAGACGGCCCGCAAGAACCGCAUCGCGCUCAUCUGCCAGUCCUGCCGCCUCGUCAACGGCCAGGCGCCUCCCGGCACACGAUCAGUGUCCGAGAUUGGCAUCUGGAGGUGCGCCGACUGCGGCGCGUCCAACGGCGACGUGGACGAGGACGAGAAGCUCGUGAGAGAGGUGCUCGGCUCCGCGGCUCCCGACGACGACGAAGACGAGGAGGAGUUGAAGGGCGACGAAGCCGGCAGCGCCGACGAGGUGGCGGCGCCCCGGGUGACGACAGACUCUCCGGCCGCCGAGCUGCGGUCACGGAGGGCCAAGGCGAAGAAAUAG